Messenger RNA from Arabidopsis thaliana (thale cress), 2183 nucleotides. It is a transcript of the gene CIPK3, whose product is annotated as CBL-interacting protein kinase 3. The coding region runs from base 224 to 1549 and encodes 441 amino acids. Gene Ontology annotation, molecular function: ATP binding; protein serine/threonine kinase activity; protein serine kinase activity. Gene Ontology annotation, biological process: signal transduction. The transcript is spliced from 15 exons. The record is from RefSeq and is marked reviewed. Lineage: Eukaryota; Viridiplantae; Streptophyta; Magnoliopsida; Brassicales; Brassicaceae.
UGUGCCUUUUUUUUUUUUUUUUUUUUUAGUUCUUUUUUGCUUUUUAAAUAAGUAAUAUAUAUAUAUAUAUAUAUAUAUAUAUAUAUAUAUAUAUAAGAUUGAGAUAUUCUCUGUCUUGCUUCUUCUUUACCCUUUUCUUGUUUCCAAUCAAAUCCUCUAAAGUUUCGUUCUUUGUUCUAAGUUUUCUGAAGGAGUGAUAUUUGUUUGUGGUGUGGUUAGAGAAAUGAAUCGGAGACAGCAAGUGAAACGUAGAGUAGGUAAAUAUGAAGUUGGAAGAACAAUUGGAGAAGGAACGUUUGCUAAAGUUAAGUUUGCUAGAAACUCUGAAACUGGAGAACCUGUUGCUCUCAAGAUUCUUGAUAAAGAGAAAGUUCUCAAGCAUAAAAUGGCUGAACAGAUUAGAAGAGAGAUAGCUACUAUGAAGUUGAUAAAACAUCCAAAUGUUGUUCAAUUAUAUGAGGUGAUGGCAAGUAAGACGAAAAUAUUUAUCAUCUUGGAGUAUGUUACAGGAGGAGAACUCUUUGAUAAGAUUGUAAAUGAUGGGCGGAUGAAAGAAGAUGAGGCGCGGAGAUAUUUCCAACAGCUUAUACAUGCUGUGGACUACUGUCAUAGCAGAGGGGUCUACCAUAGAGACCUCAAGCCUGAAAAUUUACUAUUGGACUCCUAUGGAAACCUCAAGAUCUCAGAUUUUGGAUUAAGUGCUUUGUCCCAACAAGUCAGGGAUGAUGGACUCUUGCAUACAUCGUGUGGAACACCAAACUACGUUGCUCCUGAGGUUCUCAAUGAUAGAGGCUAUGAUGGAGCAACAGCUGACAUGUGGUCAUGCGGUGUUGUACUCUAUGUCCUGCUUGCAGGUUACUUACCUUUUGAUGAUUCUAAUCUAAUGAAUCUUUAUAAAAAAAUAUCAUCUGGUGAAUUCAACUGUCCUCCGUGGCUCUCACUCGGUGCCAUGAAACUCAUCACUAGAAUCUUAGAUCCGAAUCCGAUGACUCGUGUAACACCGCAAGAGGUUUUCGAAGAUGAAUGGUUCAAGAAAGAUUACAAGCCACCUGUUUUCGAGGAGAGGGAUGAUUCAAACAUGGACGAUAUUGAUGCUGUUUUCAAGGACUCUGAGGAACAUCUUGUUACUGAGAAGAGAGAAGAACAGCCAGCGGCGAUCAAUGCCUUCGAGAUCAUUUCAAUGUCAAGGGGACUUAACCUAGAGAAUCUGUUUGAUCCAGAACAGGAAUUUAAGAGGGAAACAAGGAUAACAUUGAGAGGAGGCGCGAAUGAGAUCAUCGAGAAGAUAGAAGAAGCUGCAAAGCCUCUCGGUUUCGAUGUUCAAAAGAAGAACUACAAGAUGAGGCUUGAGAAUGUGAAGGCUGGAAGAAAGGGGAAUCUCAAUGUAGCGACAGAGAUAUUCCAAGUAGCGCCAAGUCUUCAUAUGGUUCAAGUAUCGAAGUCGAAAGGAGACACUCUCGAAUUUCACAAGUUCUAUAAGAAGCUCUCUAAUUCUCUGGAGCAAGUAGUCUGGACGAAUAACGAAGUUAAGAAAGAAACAGCAAAGUGAUGUAUGAGAGUUUUCUUUUGGGACAAUUCUUGCUUUCUUUGUGUAUAAGAGCUUUUUUGCUUUACCGGCUACUUUGUGUGGAUGAUGAGAAAGGGAGUGGGAUUGGUUUUGUGUAAAAGAAAGGUGUAAAUAUGAACUGCAUUACUCGAUAAGGUGCUGCGAUGCCAGUUAUAAAGUCAUAUCAAAGCUUGUUGGCUAAAAGUUUGAAAAUGCCUCAUUGCUCUAUUUGUUAUUCUGUGCCGGCGAAAUUUGUCUCGUUUCAAAAAAACUAUCUGAUCCGUUUUGUCUUUUCUUUUACAACUUGAAGAUGGAACGUAUCAAAAAUGUCAUGAUCGAAGGACUGCCUAUUUCCACUCAUAAGGAAUUCAGUAACCUUACUAUGACGGUUUCAGAUCAUUAUGAUAGCUUCAUGUCCAUCCUGAAGUUAUAAGUUUUUAGGGCUUUUCAUUUUAUAUUUACUUAUUCUUAUUUAUGUAAGUUAAGAUUUUGUUUUGAGAAGCACCAUGAUUCAAAGAUUUUAGUUUAAAAUCAUGGCAACUAGUUGGUGCUCUUAAGAUGAUCUCAUCUUCCCUCUUCUGCCUUUCAGGAAUUGUCUUGCCCAAUUUGGGACUUUAAUUACCAUUAUUAUAGCUAG